Carica papaya (papaya) is the source of this 1513-nucleotide messenger RNA. The record is from RefSeq and is a predicted model, not a curated record. Lineage: Eukaryota; Viridiplantae; Streptophyta; Magnoliopsida; Brassicales; Caricaceae.
GCAUUCUAGAAUGGUGGCUUGGCAGUACACAGUACAGACUGUGAGGAAGAUGCCAAAUCGGUAACCAUUGAAUCAAAAUCAGCUACCAAUAGAAGAAAACGGCAGUCUGCAAAUUAUCUCCGUUGCCGGAGUCGUGCCGGGUUUUGAACAAUGAAGCGCAAAUCCUCGACGACGAUGCCAAUUCCGCUCCAAAUCAUACGGCCUGGCCAAGGAAGAGGUGAAGACGCUGAUCGUAGCUGCAGCAACCGGGAAUUGCAGAUUGUGGAUCCUGCAUCUUCCUUCUCCAAUUCGGACUUCAAGCUUCCCAGUGAUUGGGUCGUCGAGGAACGACGCCGCCGUAAGUCCGCUUUUAACCCAGCUCGAGUAGACAAGUAUUACCAUGAGCCUGGAACUGGAAAGAUAUUUCGUUCCUUGACAAGUGUUAAGAAGUAUCUAAUUGAAGAACCUGGAAAUUUCCUAACCGAAGAGCCCAACAAUGGAAAAAAUAUGCAAAUUGUGGUCCACACCACGGAAAGGAUCUCACAUUUCAGAAAUACCUCUUCAUUUGAACUACCGGAUGGUUGGAUUGUCGAAGAAAAGCCACGGAAAAAUAUUCAUUAUAAGGGUGUCAUUGAUAGGUAUUACAUUGAGCCAGGGACUGGAAAUCGAUUUCGAUCCCUUAGAGCUGUUGAGAGACGCUUGAAAGCAUCACAAGAAUGUGCAGCUACUGGACAGGAGACAUUAGAGUCUGGCAAUCAGUUGAUGAGAACCUUCUCCAAAGACAGCCAUUCCCUGGAAAUCAUUCCAGAACAUCCAGUCGAUGCCAAAAGAGCUGAAGCAGCAUCAAAGACCUUGGAACCUGAAAAUCCUUCUACGUCUCUGAAAGAUUCUAGGUCUGGAAAUAAGCAUAAACCUUGCGAGGGAGUUACAGAUCCCUUGCUUGAUUUUUCCAGCACUCCUCCAAAAAUAAAAUGGGUCUUUAAUGGCAGCAGGGGAAAUGUAUGGAGUCCUUCAGCAAGUGGGUCUCUUGUCCAAGAAUCAGUAAAGCAAAAGUGGUCAGAAGCAUUUGCAUCAUACAUUCAGGAAAGGGGGACCUUUUUUUUUUUUCUUUAAGGCAUGACCUGCAUUGGGUAGGAUUGGGCCCUGCCUUCUAUCUUAUGAUGGAGGGUGCAUUUGAUUUUUUAAAAAGAAACUUAAAACUAUUGUUUCUCUGGUUGAAAUAGAAGUUUUCAGUAUAGGGAAAUGUAUGAUGCCUCGGAGGCAUGUAGUCUUACAGUUAAUUAUUUGAUAUUUCAUAAUAAUUCAACAAUAUUGUCUAUUAAUCAUUUAAUUUGUACAUUAAAUAAUUAUUACGCAAAGUUGCUGUAUUAUUAUGAAAUGUUAAAGAUUUCUUAGAGCUAGUGCUCCUGGCUAAUUCAUUAAAUUAUGUAGUUUUGAAGAUUAGUGAGAGUCACAUUGCUUUCUUGGCACAAUAGUAUAACUCUUUCAAUUUUACUCAAAUCCCAUCUCGAGUGGUGAAUUUUGUCACUUUUUU